Tigriopus californicus is the source of this 1167-nucleotide messenger RNA. RefSeq lists its product as uncharacterized. The transcript is spliced from 2 exons. NCBI's taxonomy places the organism in Eukaryota, Metazoa, Arthropoda, Copepoda, Harpacticoida, Harpacticidae. The coding region runs from base 52 to 1167 and encodes 371 amino acids. The record is from RefSeq and is a predicted model, not a curated record.
ACUACGGAAUCCGGAAGUCGAAUUUACCAUUACGGUCACCGUAUUCAAGACAUGAUGAGUAGGCGUGUUGAGAUCUUGUUGGAUAUUCGUAUCAUCCCGUCAGAAGUUGUGUAUUAUCGAUGGGUUCAAGUUCUAAAGGAGUCACUCUUGAUUUAUAAGGGGAAAAUCCAGAAGUGUCUACCCCGCACUCAUCGGCAUGACAUCCGAGUGGGAAUCAUGGAUCCCAGGGAGACUUCCGGUUGGCGUGAUCUCAUCCCAUGGGCUCACCUGAAUGACUUGGGAGGGCGAGAUUGGCACCGUGUUCUCGAGAGGUUGGAACGGAAAUGGUCUGGAUUCCCCUGUCCAUGGAUUGAUCCUCACUACCAACCUGAUUGGAGGUUGGCUCUCAAUCAGGCUCAACGUGAGGGCGUUACUCAUCUUUUGAUUUGGACCUGCGAUGAGGUGGAUGUCAUUGAUGACCAUACUUUCGCCGGCCAGAUAAAAGUGGUAGUAUGCCCAAUUAGCAAGACAAGCUCGUGGAGCUUGUCUCAAUUGAUCUCAUCAGAUUGGACCGAAAAUCCAUUGACAGCAGAAGCUAUUCGUCAAAAAAUGCUGACCUUCUUUUGUCGGGAGGAUAAGAUUGCUUGCCAACUGACAUUGCCACCCACAACUGGAGUAUCGGGCCAGUCGUCGUUAGUGAUAAGAGGUCUUCUACAAGAGCGACAUUUGAAUCCAUUAUCCCUCCCCUUUGAUAUGUGUCUCUCCAUGGCCGACGUCUCGAUGAAGAUGCGGGCAAAGCAGUCGAUUCUCCGAUUGGAGGCUUGUAGACUCGUAAAGCAAUCAGGCAUUUGUCAAUCUCUAAUCAUGAGUCCGCGAACGUUUGUGAUGACAGGGGCCAACGGCUCAUGUCCCAAUGAGUUUGCGACUCUUUGCCAGUUCUUGGCUCGAGAAGAUACUGUUAUGCUGGUUAGAUCACGGGCAAAUCCAGGUGUUUUUGCCCUCUUUCCUACCAUGGGACAAGUCCUGAUAUUGAAGGCUCUAGUUUCACGUGAUUUACUCGUGGAGUUGCCCUUGCGUGCUCCCAAAGUAGAACUUGAAGCGAAUAUCCAAGUGGAAAGCGCCUUAAACCAAUUAAGUCUCGAUCUCUGCUUUGACCCAUCCGUACGGCCAAGGCGGAUGUCAAAGUAG